Sitodiplosis mosellana (orange wheat blossom midge) is the source of this 2185-nucleotide messenger RNA. Its product is annotated as transcription factor grauzone-like. The record is from RefSeq and is a predicted model, not a curated record. Gene Ontology annotation, biological process: regulation of transcription by RNA polymerase II. The transcript has 8 exons. Gene Ontology annotation, cellular component: nucleus. Gene Ontology annotation, molecular function: zinc ion binding; RNA polymerase II transcription regulatory region sequence-specific DNA binding; DNA-binding transcription factor activity, RNA polymerase II-specific. The coding region runs from base 148 to 2073 and encodes 641 amino acids. Lineage: Eukaryota; Metazoa; Arthropoda; Insecta; Diptera; Cecidomyiidae.
AUUGCAUUGACAGUCAAAUUGUCAACUGAGUUCAAAACCAAAAGUUGUCGAUCUAAACAAAUCUUAAGAAACCAAUACAAAUUUCUUUUCUAAAAGUUAUAAAUAAAUAUUUUUAUUGCUUUAGUUAUGAGCAAACGAUAAUCCAGAAUGAAUCGUGAGCAAUGUUGCCGUUUGUGUAUGUCCGCAAACACCGACGAACACCUGAACAUAUUCAGUGACAUUGGUAUUGAAAUGAAGCUAUGCGAAAUCAUCAGUAAAUAUUUCGACUGCGAGAUUAGUGAGGUGGAUCCAUUACCUAAUCUCGUAUGCCAAAAGUGCUGGCAAACCACAGAUGCUUUCCAUGAACUGUAUCAAAAGUCGAAAAUAGUUCAAGAAUCACUUCUAAAUCCACCCAUAAAAUUUGAACCGGGUGAGAGUGAACUGUGGCAAAGCCAUCAGGAAUCCAUUUUUGUCGAAGAAGCACAUUUGGAGGUUGGCCCGGUCAAACCAGAACUGAACUUGGACGAUUCAAUUUCGAAUGAUAAUGAUCAAAUGGACUAUGGCGGAAGCACAUUUGACUCAGAUGACCAAAGCGAUGAUGAGGAUAACGGAAAUAUAACCGAUAAAAAUGAUCCAGACUACAAGUGCAGUGAAGAUGAAGAGGCCAAGUUGCCACUAAAUGAUUUACCAUCAACUGAUUUAUCACCAAAAAAGUUACCGCUAAGUAAGACGCCACCAAAGAAGCCAAAAAGAAUCAGAAAACCUGUGAAGCAAACCAGAGCGGAGAAAAAUAGAAAGUUUGAUCAAUUUUGUGCUGAACACAAGGAUCUACUGAAAAUGAACUGUGAUUUGUGCCCGACAGUAUUCAAAAAUCUUCGUGAAGCCCGAGAACACUAUGCCAAAAAGCACAAUAAUCCAAAUGGGUACAUAAAAUGUUGUGCAGCCAAAUUACUUUAUCAAAGUCAAGUUAGGGACCAUAUAAAAAAUCACUUCGAACCAAAAACACCAAAACCGAAAACUCGACGAAAGAAAAACCUGGCGUGCAAGAUUUGUUCGAAAUCAUUUACCUCGAAACAAAGUCUAUUAUUACAUAGGAGGGCGCACAAAGAGAACGAUGAAAGCAAAGAUGGGCUGUAUUUGAAAUUCAUAGCCGAUCACUUCGAUAUGAAAUGUGAUUUCUGUGAAACCGUGUUUCGUGGAUAUUAUGAAGCGCGUGAGCACUAUAAAGAAGCUCAUAAUGAAGAUAAGGGAUACAUAAAGUGUUGUAACGUAAAGUUAAGAGAACGGUAUCUUGUCAAAGACCAUAUCAAAAGUCAUUUAGAACCCGAAGUUUUCAAGUGUGAUAUAUGCCGUAAAACUUUUGCGACACGAAUGAAUCUGGUCAAACAUAAGCAUCGACAUUAUUUGACUAAGAGUAAAUCCUUCAUUUGUGACUACUGCAAAAGAGCUUGCCGAGAUAAAGAACAAAUGGUGCGACACAUGUUCACCAAACAUAAGUUCGUUGAGGCGAAAUUCGAGUGCAAAAUUUGCCAUAAAAUGUUCCAAAUAGAGUCAUUGUUGAAGACUCACAUGUAUACGGUACAUCGGGAGAAGAAAAGCAUUGGCACAUGUGAAAUAUGCGGAAAAAGUUUCAAUACAAUCUAUCUUCUUGACAAGCAUAAGCUUCAACACAUCGAUAAAUCCGAACGAUUGAUUGAAAGGACCCAGUGUGAACAUUGUGGUGAUUGGAUUGCCACCAGCAGCGGAUUGUUUUAUCAUCAACAGAUUCACACAAGUGGACCACAAAAAUGUAAACAUUGUGAAAUGGAACUUCCAAACCGAGUUGCUUUAUUGGGACAUAUUCGAAAUCAUCACCGUGAGCACAAGUACAAAUGCAACUACUGUGGUAAAACAUUCUCAAUCCCUUCAACAUUGAAGAAACACGAGGAAAGCCACACAAGAGACAGAGUUUAUUCCUGCAAAUUUUGUGAUAAAACAUUUACAGUGGCAUCUUCUCUGUCUACACACAUGGGCCGUGAUCAUCCAGAAGAGAGGAAACGUUUAAGAGAAAUGAGGAAAUUAAAAAGAAUUCCUGCACAUAGCAAAGCCGACUAAUGAUUUUGUACUGUUUUUAAGAAGUGCUCGAUUUAAAAAAAAAUCCAUAAACGAAUAAAGACCAAUGAUAAUUUUAAAAUGAAUAAAACCUUACAAUACAAACCAAAUAAAA